ACAGGGGCCUCCACCCUCACUCCAGGGGCUCCCCAGCUCUAUCUGAUGCUAAGGAGGAAGUGAUACUGGGGAGGAAGUGAGCGCCAGCACUGAGGUGAGGGGCUGAGCCAGGCAGCAAGACUGAGGAGGGCUGGCGAUCCAUGGCUGCCGCCCUGGGGGAGGACCUGGCCCAGGCCCCCGAUACCCAGGACGAUUCCAGCUCACUUGGCUCAGACUCGGAGCUCAAUGGUCCGGGGCCCUACCGCAGGGCGGACCGCUACGGCUUCAUCGGGGGCGAUGCCCAGCUCCCGGAGGCAGGCCCAGGGCAGCCCCCGCUGGAGCUGAUCCGGCAGCGAGAAAUGAAGUGGGUGGAGAUGACCUCUCACUGGGAGAAGACCAUGUCCAGGCGGCCCAAGAAGGUGAAGAUCCAGUGCCGAAAGGGGAUCCCCUCUGCCCUCCGUGCCCGCUGCUGGCCCCUGCUUUGUGGGGCCCGAAGCCGACAGGCCCAAAACCCCAACACCUACCAGGAACUGGUCUCAGCCCCGGGGGACCCUCAGUGGCUGGAGACCAUCGGCAGAGACCUGCAUCGCCAGUUCCCCCUCCACGAAAUGUUCCUGUCCCCCCAAGGUCAUGGGCAGCAGGGACUCCUGAAUGUGCUCAAGGCCUACACCCUCCACCGACCUGAACAGGGCUAUUGCCAGGCCCAGGGGCCGGUGGCUGCCGUGCUGCUCAUGCAGAUGCCCCCCGAGGAGGCUUUCUGGUGUUUGGUGCAGAUCUGUGAGUUCUACCUGCCAGGCUACUACGGACCCCACAUGGAGGCCAUCCGGCUGGACGCCGAGGUGUUCUCGGCCCUGCUGAGCAAGCUGUGUCCGCGGAUCCACAAGCACCUCCAGCAGCAGGGCGUGGGGCCCCUCCUCUACCUGCCCGAGUGGUUCCUCUGCCUCUUCGCCCGCUGCCUGCCCUUCGCCACCGUUCUGCGCAUCUGGGACGCCUUCUUCAGCGAGGGGGUGAAGGUCCUGUUCCGGGUGGGGCUGACCAUGGUCCGCCUGGCCCUGGGCACGGCCGAACAGCGCAGGUCCUGCCCGGGGCUGCUGGAGACGCUGGAGGCGCUGCGUUCCAUCCCGCCGGCCCAACUGCAGGAGGAGCCCUUCAUGGCGCAGGUUCACACGGUGGCUGUGUCAGAGCGAGACCUGCGGCGGGAGAGCCUCCUUCAGCUGGCCAAGCUCCAGCACGCCUCCCCGGAGCUGCAGCUGAGGCCCCAGGACCGCCUGCCCGGGGCCCCGGCCAUCUUUGAGGCUCAGCAGCUGGCCGCCGCCAAGCCGCCGGGCCGGGAGGUCCCGCGCAUCGUGGUGCACCCCCCGGAGGAGCCGCGGCCCCGGAAGAAGCCCCAGACCCGGGGCAAGACCUUUCACGGGAUCCUGAGGCGACCCCGGGCUCCCCCGACGGAGGGCCCCUCCAGGAGCCACCGGGCCUCCUCCUCCUUCCUGGACACGCGGUUCUGAGAGGCCUCCUGGGAGGCUGGGGAGAGAGGGGACGCAGCGAGCUUCGAGGCUGCCCCACCGGCCUCCCUUCUCCGGACCCAGUGGCGGGAAGGCCACUUGUCUCCAGGGGCUGCGGGCCUGUGCUCCUCCUGCUCUUGGGGAGGACCGUCCCUGCACCCCUCCUCCCCUGGCUCCCCUCUGCAGCCUGGAUCGGCCAGGGAGGCCCAGGCCCCAGUUCCGGCCCCUCCAGGUGGGCCUAGAGAUUGGUCACAGGCAGGUGAUAGUCACCGGCUCCAGCAGGAAAGGGUCUUUGUGCCCAGCGAGAUUCUGGGGUUCUGCCCCUCGGGGCUCCAUCGCCAGCCCGGACUCAUCACCUCUGGCCCUGAAUCGCCCGUGAUGUCGGAUCGGGCCCUUCUCACUCCUGGCCUCAGUUUCCCCUUCAGAACCGGGGGGAAGAGUUGGGCUGGCUCGGACCCAAGAUGGGAGAGUGAAGGCCCGAGGCCUCUGGGACACGUGUAGGUGCUUAAUAAAGGCUGGUUCCAUUGGCCACA
Messenger RNA from Antechinus flavipes (yellow-footed antechinus), 2011 nucleotides. RefSeq names its product TBC1 domain family member 10C (gene TBC1D10C). The coding region runs from base 141 to 1481 and encodes 446 amino acids. The record is from RefSeq and is a predicted model, not a curated record. NCBI's taxonomy places the organism in Eukaryota, Metazoa, Chordata, Mammalia, Dasyuromorphia, Dasyuridae. The transcript has 10 exons.